This is a messenger RNA of Hevea brasiliensis (rubber tree), 1710 nucleotides long. RefSeq names its product RNA-binding protein 208. Lineage: Eukaryota; Viridiplantae; Streptophyta; Magnoliopsida; Malpighiales; Euphorbiaceae. The record is from RefSeq and is a predicted model, not a curated record. Bases 240 to 1499 code for a protein of 419 amino acids. Gene Ontology annotation, molecular function: mRNA binding. The transcript has 13 exons.
AAUAAUAAUAAUAAUAAUAGGAUAUAUAAUAAUAAAUAAAAUAAAAUAAAGGCAAUCUCGAGAGUCGAGACAGCGGUAGCGGAGUUUCUACUUCCGGGCCGGGACUGGCAGAGAGACGAAGAGAGUUCCAGUCGUCGAAUUGUAUCGAUCAAGAGGAAAACAGAGGAGGAGAAGAAAAGGAUUAAAAUAGCAUUGAUUUGCACUUGUUAUCGAACCAACAACGAUAACAGCAAGCCCUUAUGCAGCAAGCUUUGCUUCAACAGCAUCACAUGUACCACCCAGGCGUACUUGCUGCUGCCAUGUCUCAGGUGGAGCCGAUCCCUAGUGGAAAUCUUCCUCCUGGUUUUGAUUCGUCUACUUGCCGCAGUGUUUAUGUAGGAAAUAUUCAUGUAAAUGUCACUGAGAAACUUCUUGCUGAAGUUUUCCAGACUGCUGGUCCUCUUGCAGGAUGCAAGCUCAUCAGAAAGGAUAAGUCAUCAUAUGGUUUUUUGGACUACCAUGAUCGAUCAUCUGCAGCGCUCGCAAUAAUGACACUCCAUGGACGGCAACUGUACGGUCAGGCACUUAAGGUGAAUUGGGCAUAUGCAAAUAGCCAAAGGGAGGAUACAUCAGGCCACUUCCAUAUAUUUGUUGGUGAUUUGAGUCCAGAGGUUACUGAUGCAACUUUAUUUGCAUGCUUCUCGGUCUAUGAUAGUUGCUCUGAUGCAAGGGUGAUGUGGGAUCAUAAAAGUGGCCGCACAAAAGGAUAUGGCUUUGUUUCCUUCCGUAAUCAACAGGAUGCACAGAGUGCUAUCAAUGACUUGACUGGUAAAUGGCUAGGGAAUAGGCAAAUAAGAUGCAACUGGGCAACUAAAGGCUCUGGGUCCAGUGAAGACAAGCAAAUUGGUGAUAACCAAAAUGCAGUUGUACUUACCAGUGGAUCUUCAGAAGGAGGUCAAGAAAAUACUAAUGAGGAUGCUCCUGAAAACAAUCCUGCAUACACUACUGUCUAUGUUGGUAAUCUUUCCCAUGAGGUAACUCAAGCUGAGCUUCAUUGUCAAUUUCAUGCCCUUGGGACUGGGGUAAUUGAAGAGGUGCGAGUACAGAGAGAUAAAGGUUUUGGAUUUAUAAGAUAUAAUGCUCAUGAAGAAGCAGCCUCUGCCAUUCAGAUGGCAAAUGGGAAAAUAAUUCGCGGGAAGCCCAUGAAGUGUUCAUGGGGUAGCAAGCCAACGCCCCCUGGGACAGCUUCAAAUCCAUUACCACCUCCAACUCAACAUUAUCAGAUGCUUCCAUCUGGCAUUAACCAAGGUUACUCUGCGACUGAUUUGUUGGUCUACCAGCGCCAACUUGCGCUGAGCCAGGCUGCUGCAUCUGGCUUAUCAGGUCAAGCGCUGGUACAGCUGACUGGACAACAUGGUCUUGCUGCCGCUUCCAUGGGUUUGAACUCUGGUGGGUCCCAUGCCCUGUAUGAUGGAUAUCCCAACAGUUCUUCAGGUCAACAGCUCAUGUAUUAUCGUUGAGCAGUCACUUUCAACUUAAUUUUAAUUUUUCUGGUGCCAUGGGUACUCUCUCUCAUACUGGGACUUUUGUCUUUGGUUUUUCUAUUUUAAUUUUGAAGUAUGGGUUCUCCGAGAUGUGAGUUGUUCAGGUUAUGUUUAUAAUGCUAUAUGUGAUGAGCAUGUGUUGGGUUAUCUAUUUCAUUAGGUAAAUGAUGUUCUCUCUAUUUGAUUA